CUCUCCAAGCUUGUCAUUUGUAAAUUUGACAUUUUCUUUUUUUAAUUAGCAUUUUUUUAAUUUUUAAAGCUUUUUAUUUUCAAAACAUAUGCACAGAUAACUGACAAAAUUGACCCUUGCAUAGCCUUGUGUUUCAGAUUUUCUCCUCCUUUUCCCUCUCCCACUCCUAGAUGGCAAGCAAUCCAAUAUAUUUUAAACAUAUUAAAAUAUAUGUUAAAUCCAAUAUAUAUAAAUCUAUUUAUACAAUUCUCUUGCUGCACAAGAACAAUCAGAUCAAAAAAGAAAGUAAAUAAGUAAAAACUCAGAUCUGUAGAGAAGGAAGGAAUUUGUGUCCAAAGAACUGGAACUCAUAAUUGAACAUCAGAUAGAUAAUUUUGAUUAUAUUAAGUUAAAAAGUUUUUGUACAAACAAAACUAAUGCAGACAAGAUCAGAAAGGAAGCAAUAAAUUGGAAAAUCAUUUCUUAUAUAGAAAAGUGACACACAUUUAUGGGAAUUCAAGCCAUUAUCCAAUUGAUAGUCAAAGAAUAUGAACAAUUUUCAGAUGAGGAAAUUAAAACCAUUUCUAAUCAUAUGAGAAAGUGCUUUAAAUCACUAUUGAUCAGAGAAGUGCAAAUUAAGAAAAUUGAUAUACCACUACAUACCUCUCAUCAGCUAAGAUGACAAGAAAAGAUAAUGAGAAAUGUUGGAGGGGAUGUGGGAAAAGUGGGACACUAAUAUGUUGUUGGCGGAACUGUGAACAAAUUCAGCCAUUCUGGAGAGCAAUUUGGAGCAAUGGUCAAAAAAGUUAUCAAACUGUGCAUACCCUUUGAUUCAGCAGUGUUUCUACUGGGCCUACGUCCCAAAGAGAUCUUAAAAGGGAAAGGGACCCAUAUGUGCAAGAAUGUUUAUGGCAGCCCUCUUUAUAGUGGCCAGAAACUGGAAACUGAGUGGAUGCCCAUCAGUUGGGGCAUGGCUGAAUAAGUUAUGGGAUAUGAAUGUUAUAGACAAUAUGUUUUCAAUGCAGUCUUCUUACUAGGUGGUGGUGUCAGGAAAAGCUGAGUUCAAAUCCACUCUCAGAUACUUACAAGUUGCAUGUCUGUAGGCAAGCCAUUUAGUUUCCCGGGAGGUAAAAUGGGCAUGAUAAUAGCACCAAACAUGUAACUGACAUAUGUACCAUGUAAUAUAGAUACUAUAUUUGUAAUAUAGCACUAUACGGAUGUUAGUUAUUACCUAAAUCAGAAGUGAAAAAUAGCAGUUAAAUAGGAUAGCUCACAGGCUCUCCUUGGAGAGGUAAAUAGAGAAGUAGGGCCCGUCAUACACUUAAAAGCAAAGAAACAAAAUUUGACGAAACAUUUGGGGGAACGGGUGUGGGAAGGUAAUAAGCAUUUAUUAAGCAUGCACUAUGUGUCAGGGGGCUGUAUUAAGGGCUUUGUAAAUCUCUCUCUUAGAAAUGUUUUUUUUAUGGGCAGCACUCAUGAUUAAGUGUUUGUAAAUAAAUCGCCAAGGCAAUAAUUUCAGUUUGUUGCAACAAAUUGCAGAUGGGGGUGAUGGGCAUGUCUGGCGGGAAGCAGGGAUAACAGGGGGGAGAAGAAAGAGGGGAAAAGGAAGGGAGAAGGGAAAAAGAAAAGGGAGGAGAAAGGAAGGGAAAAGAAAAUGGGGGAGGGGAGGAAGCCGAAGGGAGGGGUGAGAGAAAAGGAAAAGAGGAAGUGGGAGAAUAAGACAAUUUGUGUCUGUUUAUGUAAGUCAGAGCUUGUUCUAAAACGGCUUUUCUAAGCAAAGCAUCCUCUUAGGCUGUGGGCUGCUGGGUGAAGGAUCACGUUUAUUUCUCAGGGUUCCGGCGUUCCCGAUAGGUCUAGGCCGUCCCUUCCGGCACCCUGGUUUCCGACCGGUUCCUUUAGACUGCAGGACACGGCGGCAGCCUUUUUUUGUUUUGUUUUGUGUUUUGCGGGAGCCGGGGCCGGUGCUUUUCCCUAGUGACACCAGUAGAGGAGAGGAUAAGCGGAAGAAGCCCUUGAGAUCCGGGGUCCGCAAGAGUGUGAGCUGGAGGGGGCGAUUCCCGUGAGGCUCUGCGGCUGCCGACCAUGGAACCGGCCCAGCAGCGGCUCUCUCAGGCGAUACAUGACCAUGGAAGCUAUGACUCUGAUUUUAGUGAUGAUGAAAACUAUGGAGAACCUAAGAAAAGAAAAAGAACAAUUAAUGAAGACUCAUUGCUCAAAAAGCCAUUUCAGAAGGAAAAAUACACAAAAGUAGCUCAUAGGCAUGUUGCAGCAGAAGAGCUGGAUCGGGAAGAAGCAAGAAAUAGGAGAUUUCAUCUAAUAGCUAUGAAUGCUUAUGAAAGACAUAAGAAGCUAGUGAAUGACUAUAUUUUAUAUUAUGGUGGUAAAAAAGAAGAUUUCAGACGUUCAGGGGAAAAUGACAAGACAGACUUGGAUGUUAUAAGAGAAAAUCAUAGAUUCCUCUGGAAUGAAGAAGAUGAAAUAGACAUGACUUGGGAGAAGAGACUUGCAAAGAAGUACUAUGAUAAAUUAUUCAAAGAAUACUGCAUAGCGGAUCUUAGUAGAUACAAAGAUAACAAGUUUGGAUUUCGAUGGCGAGUAGAAAAAGAAGUAGUUUCAGGAAAAGAGUGCCAUGCCAUAUUAACAAAAACAUUAAAAGGAAAGCGGCUCACCUUGGCAAAAAGAGAAGAUGGUCAGUUUUUCUGUGGAAAUAAACGAUGUGAUGAAAAGGAAGGAUUAAAGAGUUGGGAAGUGAAUUUUGGCUACAUUGAGCAUGGUGAAAAGAGAAAUGCACUUGUGAAAUUAAGACUAUGCCAAGAAUGUUCCUUCCAAUUAAAUUUUCAUCACAGAAAAAAAGAAGUCAAACCAAAAAAGAUAAGGGAUAAAACUGAAGGAGAUUGUGAAGACUCAUCACAUAAAAAAUCCAAAUUAUCUUCUUCAAAAAUGCAGACUUCCAAGAAAAAGAAGAGAAAAGAUCAUUCACCCUCAGAAAAAUCAGAAGAAUCAGAUAAUGAAAACUGUGAGGAGGAGGAAGAAGGUACUUCAGAAGCAGAAUUGUGGAAAGGUCCCCUGCAGGAAACAGAUGAAAAAUCACAGGAAGAAGAGUUUGAUGAAUAUUUUCAAGAUUUAUUUCUGUGAAACAUCCAGGAUAGAGCCUUUAUUUCUUUAUGUGAAAGUCUUUCUUGAACCUUUUUUAAAUUAUAUUUUUAUGUUUUCUCUACAAAGUCAAAAUUUGAGUAGUUUCUCUUUAGAAAUAACUAAUCAUCCAGCUACAUCUGAUAGUAAUGUACUUUAUAUAGCACAUGAACUCUUACAGAGUGCAGUUCUGCAUAACUUGUAGAGCUAAUUAUUUCUGUAGAGGCUUAAUUCACUUGGCCACAGAGUCAGUUUUAUCACUGGUAAAAUUUGGACAAUUUUCAAGAUGAGGUGUGAUUUAUUUCAUUUUUGCUCACAAAGAAGUACUGUUCACAUGUAGAAAGGAAAAAAACAAUCUUUCUUUUCUUACUUUUUCCCAAAAUUUCCUCCUCAAGUCUAGUUUAUGUUUGACUAUAUAAAAUACUUUUUAUUUUGUUGCUAUUUCUGUGAUACUUGGAAAUCCAAAUGAAGAAAUCAUAUAAUUAGGUUUGGAAGUUUGCUGAAGAGAACCAUAAGAAGCAUACUGAUCUCCUUACCUCUAUCAUUUUUUUUAUAUAUUCCUAAGUGGAAUUUCUUUUGCUAAGGAACAGAGGAGCCUACUGGUUCUACACUCUGUGGUACCUCUACUUGAGUUAAAGAGAGAGAAGUAGGAGGUAGGUGUUAUGAAGGGAUAUUGACAAGGUAGGCCUUCCCUCCUAUUGUUAAAUUUAGAGAGGAUUAUCCUUAAAAAAUCAAUUUUGGUAUGUGUUUUGUCCUUGCUGUUAGCAUAUUCUUUGUUUAAAUUACUAACUAGAAGUGAGGCAAUUUUAAAUAUGUUAUAGGUAAGGUCCUUUUCUAAGGAAUAUCAUUACCAUGAAGUGUGGCUUCACGGCCUAGAGUACUUAAGAGAGUUGGCCUCUUUUUUUAGCAGAAAAAUAUGGGUUCACGUCACAUACUGGCCUUCUGAUAGGAACAAGUCAUUUAAUCUUUCAGUGCCUCUACAUAAAUUUCUUAAGACUCAUGUUACAAGCAGAUAGCAAUCUGAAUUAGUAGAGGGUUUCCCUAUACUAAUGAAAUCACAUAUCUAGAGUUUACUAUACUAGGAGACUCUGUAUUAUGAAACUAUGGGGAAGGCCUUUACUAAGUGUUUUUGCUGGUUUGGUUUAUUGCCUACAAAAAUAUCUUACUACAAAAAUACUUCCUUUUAUUUCUCUUUCCAUGAAAUGGUCAUUUUCUAUAAAAGCUGAUUUUAUUCUGUUUAUGGGGAAGAGGAAAAGAGAGGUAAGCAAUUACUUUUAGUCCUUCUUUUCGUUCCUACUUAAGUUCCCAAAUCAUUUACUUCAAUAAAAUGUAACACAAAAAAUUUUACAAGCUUGGAGGUGGGGUGAAGAAAUUUGAAUGGUUCUCUUCACUUAGUAAUUUAUUUUGGAGAAUCAGAAUCUAUACCAAAACAAUAUUAAUUCAUGUUACAUAAUUCUGGUGUAUUUACCAAGUAUUUUGUCACAAAAUCCCAUUGAUGAAUGUUAUAGGAACAACAUGGUUCUACUACAACUACUAAAAUAUUAUAUAUGCAUAUAUAUUUUAUCAAUUCAGACUGGUUUUCUCCUGUUGUAGUUACUCCAAAUUAUAAAAGUUUUAUUGAAGCAAAAUUAGGAAGUAAGUCAAGUUUGUCUUCUCCACACCUCACCUUGUUUCAUUUUUCAUGAUUCAUACCCUCAUAAUUUUGGCAUCCUCUUUUAGGCAACUAUUUCUGUACAGAUCUAGCAAUCUCCCACUUUUGGCUCACCUUUUCUUGCCUGACAUUCUCACUGUGUCUUUCCAAACUAGUACUAAGUGGAAUUUGUUGCAAUAGAAUUUAGCUUAUUAAAGUCACAGGACACUGGGAUCCCAUGCACAAAAUUAUUGCAGUUAUAUAUUUCAAACAUUAACUGUAGUCUUGGCCUCCAAGAGUCUGUGUGCUUUCCAAAGUUCUUGCCUCUGAGAAGACCAUUUAUAUACACUGAGGGAAUUUAACUGAAUAAGUUAUAUAUAAACACAUUUUUGGAUAUAGUAAUACAAUUAACCUGUAAAAAAGAGGAAGUUAGUAAAUAAUUUAUGGAUAGUAAUGGGGAAAUAGGUUAGAAGUGAUCACAGAAUUCAGAUAGUUUUAUUGAAACCUAUAUUGAUACAGUAACUUUUAAAGAUAAUUUUAUAGAAUUGAUUAGUUAUUAUGAUAUUAAACCAUAAAAUAUGUAAUAAAAUCUUUUUUUAAUAGUCACUGUAGAUAUUUAUUUAAUCAUCAAGGUACUGUGGAGGAGAAUAACAUGAAUUAUGCAAUUUGUUCUAUGCCAUUCAGAAGAAGUAAAUACUCCAUUCUUGGGUUAAUUACUGUAGCAUGUGGUCUAUGUUGUGUUAAAUGAAUUCUCUAUUUAAAUUACUAAUGAUCAUAAUGAUAAAUAUCAUAAUGAUAAAAAUGUGGUUUUUGAGAAUGGAAAGGAUGUGACAGAUUUGUAAAUAAUAGGAAUAAGCUAUAAAUAGUUGAAUAUAUACAAUAAAAAUAUUUUCAUAAGAUUA
Antechinus flavipes (yellow-footed antechinus) is the source of this 5643-nucleotide messenger RNA. Its product is annotated as protein FRA10AC1. The transcript is spliced from 15 exons. Lineage: Eukaryota; Metazoa; Chordata; Mammalia; Dasyuromorphia; Dasyuridae. Bases 2062 to 3114 code for a protein of 350 amino acids. The record is from RefSeq and is a predicted model, not a curated record. Gene Ontology annotation, biological process: dephosphorylation. Gene Ontology annotation, molecular function: phosphatase activity.